Messenger RNA from Triticum urartu, 942 nucleotides. The record is from RefSeq and is a predicted model, not a curated record. NCBI's taxonomy places the organism in Eukaryota, Viridiplantae, Streptophyta, Magnoliopsida, Poales, Poaceae.
GAAUCCGUCUCCCCCUCCUCCCUCCUCCACACCCGUUUCCCUCGCGGCCCCGACUCGGCCACCGGCCCGGCUGUACGACUCCGGCUCGCGGGCGGCUAUAAAUCGCCCGCCCUUCCCCUCCCGAGCUCCACUCCGUUUCCCCUCGUUUUAAAUCCGAUUCGGCAACCAAACCCACCUGUUACUUCUAACCAGAAGCUAAAUAAAUCCAUAAAUCCGCCGGAAGAGAGACAGAGAAGAGAGAACCCACCGAACAAUCGCGGCGGCGGCGAGAGGCAGGCGACCGGCGGAGCAAUGCCUUACUGCGAGGUGGAUCGGUACCAGGCCGGCGACAAGUGGGAGGGCGUCCGCCUCUUCUACCGCCGCUACGGCCGCGGCGCCACCAAGGUGCUCCUCGUCAUCGGUUUGGCGGGGACGCACGACUCGUGGGGCCCGCAGAUACGGGGGCUGACCGGGUCCAUGGAGCCGGCCGACGGCGGCGACGAGCCCACCGCCGCGCGGACGGACGAGGAGGCCGGCGCCCCCGCCGCCGCGUCGGCGACGGCGACGGUGGAGGAGGAGGACGUCGGCGAGGGCAUCGAGGUCUGCUGCUUCGACAACCGCGGCGUCGGCCGCAGCUCCAUCCCCCCGCACAAAUCCUACUACUCGACAUCGAUCAUGGCGAGGGACGCGCUGGCCUUGAUGGACCAUCUGGGGUGGAAGAAAGCCCACGUCUUCGGCCACUCCAUGGGCGCGAUGAUUUCCUGCAAGCUUGCAGCGAUGGCGCCUCACCGGAUGUCCUCGCUGGCGUUGCUCAACGUCACCGGCGGUGGGAUGGAGUGUUUCCCCAAGGUAGAUGCACAGAUGCUAUCUCUCGCAUUCCGGUUCUUAAGGGCGAGAACUCCGGAGCAAAGAGCUCUUGUGGACUUGGAAACCCACUAUACCAAGGAAUACCUUGAUGAGGAA